This is a messenger RNA of Harpegnathos saltator (Jerdon's jumping ant), 4215 nucleotides long. RefSeq names its product glutamate receptor ionotropic, kainate 2. NCBI's taxonomy places the organism in Eukaryota, Metazoa, Arthropoda, Insecta, Hymenoptera, Formicidae. Gene Ontology annotation, cellular component: membrane. Gene Ontology annotation, molecular function: ligand-gated monoatomic ion channel activity; signaling receptor activity. The coding region runs from base 854 to 3493 and encodes 879 amino acids. Gene Ontology annotation, biological process: monoatomic ion transport. The record is from RefSeq and is a predicted model, not a curated record. The transcript has 16 exons.
UUCAAACAACACACGUAAAUAUGAUGAAUCAGUCGAAGCUAUCUCCUCGUGUGCAAAACGAAGGGGCCAGAAUCGCGGGAGUGAAGGAAAUUGAUUGUACGAGAUAUCGCGACAAUUCCCCGCGCACAAGCCCCGAGCUAGAGCUCCGCGCCAAUCCCAUCCGCGAAAAAAUCGGCGACGAUUCACGCGCACGGACCGCCGGACCGUCCCCGGAGGCCGCGCUAUAUUUUCCCGCGCGGUAAUUAGUCGCGUUCGCGCGACUUCCGGCGCCAGCGACGGCGAAUUCGCGGAACCGCCGUGACGCACGGUAAUAAGAGAACGAUAAGAGAAUCGCGGCGUUCGCCCGAUUGAGAUAAGCCGCGAUCAUGCGCAAGAGAGGAAAGCAGGAGGACGGCCCACGAGAAGGUACGACGCGGUCCUAUUACCUACUUCUCGAGCCUGUGCAUGUGGUGGAAAUAGUGGCAACCGGUGGCUAUGGGAUAGUUUAGCCACUGACUCCGAUAGCGCCGGUUCGCGACACAGCAGCCGUGCUCGGCGACGGGGAGUUUCCGUCUCGCGCGCGCGCGCGCGAACGCCCGCGAGCCCGCGUCCUCUCCGCGCACAGUGCUUCGCGAAAAUCGUUCUCGAUGAGGCUCCGAUUGUGAUCGCGCGCGGGCGCGCGCGACAUUGCAGUCCCACGCAGCUGUCAAGCGCGAUUUGGGCGGCACUGCCGAGCGAUAAACAAAAGUAUUGCCUCGCCUCUUCGUCCGAUCGCUCACGCACGCUCAGGCACACGCGAGCGGGGGAUACUCCGCACGAGCCGUCGCGCGGACUUGCGAAGCAUCGGCCACGUAACAUUGCAUCGACUCGAGAAAUGAAUGGCCGAGGAAUGCUGCUCCUGUACGUCACUGUUGCAUUUAUGCCCAACAUUCUGGGCUUUCCCAGAAGAAUCCCGAUCGGGGGAUUGUUCGACGGCGACGAGAUGAUUCAAAAAGCGUUCGAGCUGUCGGUCAAGGCGGUGAACAAAAACAUCACUGCCUCCGAGCACGCAAUGGGCGUGCUGUUGACAGCAAAGACCGAGAAAGUCAACGAGAACGCAUUUCAAGUGGGCGAUAUAGCGUGCGAGUUGUUAGGCAGCGGAGUGGCCGGGAUGUUCGGUCCUCAGGGCAAAUCGACGGUGGACCAUGUUCAGAGUAUGUGCGAUACCCUGGAUAUACCUCACAUCGCCGCCAGAUGGGAUCCCGAGCCGAAACGCGGAAACAUGGUGAAUCUAUAUCCGCACGCCAACACGCUCUCCACGGUUUUCCGGGACAUCAUCGCGGAGUACCAAUGGAAGGAAUAUGCGAUACUUUACGACAACACCGACAGCCUGAUUCGCAUGAAUCGUCUCCUCCAAUUGCCGAACAUGAGCACCAUCUCGGCGAUGGUGUUUCACUUGGGCGGUGGACCGAAUUUUAGGAGGACUAUGCGAGAGGUCAAAAUAUCCGGUUGCAAAAACCUCAUAAUUGACUGCUCGUACGACAUCCUGUCCUCCGUUCUCGAGCAGGCGCAACAGGUCGGGAUAAUGUCGGACCGAUACAACGUGAUCGUUGCCUCAUUGGAUCUGCAGACCUUGGAUUUAGAAUCGCACCAAUAUUCCGGAGUGAAUUUAACGGGUGUGCGUCUGAUCGAUCCGGACAGCCCGACUGUCCGGCGAGUUCUACGAUCUCGGUCUCUUAAUUGGGGCUUGACAGAUGGCUCCCACUUGAGGGUGGAAUCGGCUCUCGCUUAUGACGCCGUGCAACUUUUCGCGAGCGGCUACGCGCGACUGCGCGACAGCGUCAAGGGGAAUCUCAAGAAGCUGUUUUGCAACCGCACGGAAACUUGGGGCCACGGCUUCAGUCUGAGUAAUUAUAUGCGAAACGAGCGCAUACGCGGGCUGAGCGGGGCUAUAAGAUUCGACACGAACGGAUUUCGCAGCGAGUUCCAGCUGGACAUCGUAAAUCUAGAGAAGCAAGGACUGCGCAAAGUCGGCGAGUGGAGGACGAGCGGCGGUAUACACUGGAAGCCGGGAUACAACAUCCCCGGUGUGGACGAGGAAAAGAGCUUGCGCGACAAACACUUCAUCGUCCUGAUAUCGUUGACGGAUCCGUACGGGAUGCUCAAGCAAUCGGCCGCCAUAAGGACUGGAAACGAUCGGUACGAGGGCUUCGCGAUCGACAUUAUUCACGAGAUGAGCAAGAUACUGGGCUUUAAUUACACGUUUCACGUGCAGAGCGACAACAUCUACGGGUCGCUUAAUAAGAAGAGCGGCAGCUGGAACGGCAUGCUGGGCAAAAUAAUCGCCGGCGAAGCGGAUCUAGCGAUCACGGAUCUGACCAUCACGGCGGAAAGGGAGAGCGCCGUCGACUUUACGACCCCGUUCAUGAAUCUAGGUAUAAGCGUUCUCUACAGACAGCCAACGACCGCUCCGCCGGGCUUGCUGUCUUUCUUAUUGCCGUACUCGGAGGAGGUUUGGAUGCAUCUGAUCGGAGCGUAUAUGAUUGUGACGUCGCUGUUAUUCUUCAUCGGGAAACUCUGCCCGGUCGAAUGGACAAAUCCGUAUCCCUGUAUCAAGGAACCCGAAGUAUUGGAGACACCCUUCACUCUCGCCAACACUCCGUUCCUCGUGAUCGGUGCUUUACUGAAGGCUCCUACCGGAUUUGCGCCCGCAGGGAUCUCAACGAGAGCCUUGGCCACAGCAUGGUGGUUCUUCACCCUGAUCAUCGGCUCCACCUACAUCGCCAAUUUGGCCGCGGCAUUAUCCACGAAAUCCACCGUGUGGCCCUUCAAGGUGGCGGAGGAGCUCGCUUACCAGCAGAAAAUUAAGUACGGCGCGAAGAAGGACGGUUCGACACUCUCGUUCUUCAAGAACGCCACGCACGAACCGUACGAGAUUAUGUAUAAUUACAUGAUGAAUCACGCUGACGAGGUGCUUAUGGAGAAGAACGAGGACGGCGUGCGGAAGGUGCAGCAGGAGAAUUACGCGUACCUCAUGGAGUCCUCGUCGAUCGAGUACAUCAAGCAGAGAAAGUGUAACGUGACGCAGAUCGGCGGGCUCUUGGACGCCAAGGGUUACGGGAUCGCGAUGAAGAAAGACGCGCGUUAUCGUACGGACCUGAGCGGCGCUAUACUCAAGCUCAAGGAAAACGGCGUGAUGUACGAGUUGCAAACCAGAUGGUGGAAAGAAAAACGAGGCGGCGAUAAGUGCAGCGAGAAACCGCCAGUGAAAGUCGAGCCGUUGAAUUUCGAAGACGUCGGCGGAGUGUUUCUGAUUAUGAUAAGCGGAGUCACGCUGUCCUGGUUUUACGCGGCGUGGACGUUCCUCUGGAACGUUCGGAACAUCGCGGUCAAAGAUAACGUGUCCUACAGGGAGGAGAUCAUAGAGGAGUUGAAAUUCCUGGCGAGGUGCAGGAGCAAAAAGCUCGUGAGGAAGAGGAAGAGAUCAUCCGUCGAGACGAUCAAGAGAGACAGCGACGAUUCGAAUUCCGAAUAAAUCGCGAGUCUUUCCGCGUGUAAAUAAAAAUUCGUGUGCAAUAAGUAUAUGUGCGCGCGCGCGCGCGCGCGUGUGUGUGUGUGUGUGUGUGUGUGUGUGUGUUACACCGCGGAAUUACUGCACUCGAGUGGUCUCGCGGCGUUAUUUUAUGAAUAAUGAGACACGAUCGAGAGAGCGCGUCGCGCGCUUCGGCGAAAUAUAUCGGCGGGACACAAAAAUAUCGCGCGAGUUCUGCAAGGCGUGGUAACGAUUACCCGCAGCACCGAGACGCUCGAUGUUAAAAUAACGCGGACGGGGAGGUGGAAGGGGAUGAAGGGAGAAAGGGAAUGAGCACCUCGCGAUAAACGCUUUCCUUGAAACCGUAAUCGUACUGACGAUUGCGGCGCGCAUCGUCGCAUACGCAAGGAAAUCUCCACAUGCGAUCGGUCGCCCUUGAAACCUACAUAGCACUUUCAGGUUACGCACACUCUGCUGGCGCGAGUACGACGCACGAGAGAGAGAGAGAGAGAGAGCCGUCUUUACCACAGAGAUCCGAAAGAUGAUAAAAUUUUAUGUUACAUUUUACGUCGAGAGUGCGCGCGCGCGCGCACACACACUCGCGAAUAUUUACAGUGUGUGUAUCCGGCGAUGUCGUAAAGCGUUACGUGUACUUGGCAUUGUUUUAUACGAAGAGCGGCUCCGUGCCGAGAGGGAGAGGGAGCGGAAGGGGGAGAGAGAGAGAG